GCUAUGUAACAUGCUGCCUGUGGACUGUGGAAAUGAGCUCAACCAUAAAUAGCCACCCUUGGCAUAUGCAACCUUCUUGAGCUUUAAGAUUCAAGAUUUAGAGAGAGAGAGAGAGAGGGAAAAGAGAAACCUUCUAAUCUCAUUUUAAGCAAAAGCAAAAGCAAAAAUAAGCAAAAAAUGGUGAGAGCUCCUUGCUGUCAAAAGAUGGGACUGAAGAAAGGGCCUUGGAGUCCUCAAGAAGAUCUUAUUUUGAUCUCUUACAUUCAACAGCAUGGCCAUGGAAAUUGGAGGGCACUCCCCAAACAAGCUGGUCUACUGCGGUGUGGGAAAAGUUGCAGACUACGUUGGACAAAUUAUUUGAGACCGGACAUAAAGAGGGGAAAUUUCAGUAAAGAAGAAGAAGAAACUAUCAUCAAGCUACAUGAAAUGAUAGGGAAUAGAUGGUCUGCUAUUGCAGCAAGAUUACCCGGUAGAACGGACAAUGAAAUAAAAAAUGUCUGGCACACACACUUGAAGAAAAGGCUCAAAAAUAGUAAUACUUCUGAGGAUUCCAACAGAAACUCAAUCAUUCAAAAAUGUGAUUCUAGUAAAGCUCCUGGAAAUCCCAAUUCCUCUAGUGAACAAAUUGUUGAUAGUCCACAGCAUUGCUCUAGUGAAAUGUCAUCAGUCACGGAUUCAUACGAGAAAACGGUUACUAAUCACGAAGAAAUGGACAAUUCGUCCGAGUAUUUUCCUCAGAUCGAUGAAACAUUUUGGUCGGACGACUUCUCCACAGACGUUAACAUAAACAUGCAAUCAUCGAACUUCCCGGCUGCUGCGAACGAUAAAGUUCAGUUCGAAUUUCCUUCGUCUCCCUUGGAAAACGCCGCCGCCGGCAAUUUAAUGGUUGAUGAUAGCAUGGACUUUUGGUACAAUGUUUUCAUUGGAGCAGGAGAUAUGCCUGAUUUACCAGUGUUUUGAGUGCUGUUUUGGUUGUAAUAUAUAUUUAGGACAGGAUAUUCAAUCAUGGGAUGCUGAUUUUCCAAAGGUGCCAAAUAAUGGAAUCAUUUCAUCGUCAAAGUUAGCAGAAAUUAAGAAUGUAAUUAGGAUAUUUUCUUUGUGUUCUCAUUAGGAGAAAAAUAGUGGAAGUUGACAUGAAAAGGAAAGAAGGGAAUUUGAUUAGAAAUUUGGUUUGAACACACUUAGAUUUGAAGGAUUUAAGGGUAGGAAAAAAAAAUUGGGACUAGGGACAAAAGAAAUCCUAGUUAUUUUCCUUCUAACCCAUGUUUGUUAGUGAAGUUUAUUGUUUUCUUGAUUAUAAUGAUGGGAAUUGUGUAAUUUUGAUGAGAAGGAUGAUUAAAAUUAAGGAAUACAGUA
Messenger RNA from Olea europaea var. sylvestris, 1356 nucleotides. RefSeq names its product transcription factor MYB4-like. The record is from RefSeq and is a predicted model, not a curated record. Bases 178 to 960 code for a protein of 260 amino acids. Lineage: Eukaryota; Viridiplantae; Streptophyta; Magnoliopsida; Lamiales; Oleaceae. The transcript has 3 exons.